Messenger RNA from Trichoplusia ni (cabbage looper), 5044 nucleotides. RefSeq names its product proteoglycan Cow (gene Cow). The record is from RefSeq and is a predicted model, not a curated record. NCBI's taxonomy places the organism in Eukaryota, Metazoa, Arthropoda, Insecta, Lepidoptera, Noctuidae. Gene Ontology annotation, molecular function: calcium ion binding; protein binding. The transcript is spliced from 10 exons. Bases 1737 to 3065 code for a protein of 442 amino acids. Gene Ontology annotation, biological process: establishment of protein localization to extracellular region.
GGCGGCCACGGGCAGGGGGAGGGGGUAUUGAUCGUCGCGCGCCGCCUCGCCGGCGCCUCUAAAGGCUUCGCGGCCGUUCAUGAACACUGAAAAUUUGAUGUGUGUGAGUUUGAGCUCGUUAAUCUUACGUAGAGAAACUUGUACACCAGAAUCAAUCGAAUCUAUUUGUCUGAAACAUGUAACAGGCAAUGGUUAAUAAUACCCCCUAAAUCGUAGAUACGCCUGAUACGAUAUUACAACGAUAAGUUUUCUAGGAGUGCCAUACUGAUAAGCCGCUCGCUGGUUACACAUUUAUAACGUGAGUAACGGGUUCGAUACCUGUUUUAAACGUUAAUAAGAAACGAAGGAAACGAAUGUUUCUUAAAAACAGAUUUAUGCCACAAUUCGUAUUGGGUUGCCAGUGUAGGUGUCGUACUACUAGAUCUUGGACAACACAGCGAGGAGAAUUAUUCGAAUCGCUAUAAGGUUGAUCAGUUGGGAUAUUUGUACUGAAGUCUCAUCGUUAUUGUAGCUCAACAAUAAAACAACAAUCAAAACAUUGUCCUGUUAUUAGCAAUACAAUAAAAGUUCUAGUAAAACAUGGCAACGAUAAAUAACAAUAGGUUUACCUACGUCAUGAUCAUCGACAGAAGCUUAGUAUGUAGAGCCGCGCUGCAACGACUGGUUCAAUAUUAACUUACUAUUUACUUUGUACCUAUCAGUAUCAGCUCACAUCUUUAUUAUUGUUUAAAGAAUGGAAGCUAUAAAUAAGAAACAUUUUAUAGGUUUGAACACAGUUAUAGAGCCGGGCCCGUCGCUCUUAGGAAGGAGCUAGUUCUAGUAGGAAGCUGCGAGGGAGCGACUCGAAGGCUGUAUAGCUGCGAGGGGCGCGGGGCGGCGGAGCGGAGGGAGGGCCCCCUCCAGCCAGACGCACUCGAGCCGGAUGCCGCGCGACCCGCGCCCCGACAAAGCUCACGCGCUCUACAGAGGCGACGCGAUUUAUAUUACCUGCCUAAGUAUUAAGCUAGCGAAUAUUCAGUAAAGGGACGGUAUCUACAAGUUUAGUCAAUUUUUCACUGUCCGGCCAGGUCUGUCUCUACUAUUUCCGAUUAAAGCACUGUAGUGGGUCACAUCUCAUUAAUAUUAAAAAUGCGAAAGCAUUUGUGUGUGUAUGUCUGUUACCUCCUUCCUCCCAAAUGGCUGGACUGAUCAGUGCUUGGAGUCGUCAAUAGACUAUCCGACUUCGUUAAAAUAAAAUAAGGUGUUUGCAGCUAUAAACGACAUCCUGAUGGGCAAAGCCAGCCAGCGAGAAACAGCUAGUGCCUAAUGUAUCACGGUCGAAAGAGUAUCUAUUGUAUAUUUUAUUAUCUGUAGUAAGAAAAUUUAUUCGUAGGUACUUACAUGAUAAGAUAAAAGCAGGUCAUUAAAAAUGCCUUCGAAUAGAAUCCUAUUCUAUACCUACAUCAAACAUCCAAUACCUAUCAACGCGCGGUGCGAAAAAUAUCUUUUACAAAACGUGUCGGCAGUAACAUACGGUCGUGUCAGUAAAAUUUUAGAAUUAUGUUUGUCUGAUUGAAUGUUGCUGAAGAUCACAAAAUAAGGGAUACCUAGUCACUUUGGAAGGUAAGUGUUGUUAGGCAGUUCGGGUCGGGUUCGGGUGCGGUCCGGCUCUGUGGCAGGCGCGCGGCGUGCGACGAGCGGGUGGAGUGCGGCCGGUGCGGCGGGCCGCGCGGCAGUGGCGCGAGAGUGUUGGCGCGAUGCACUCGUUCGUGAGGGCGGCGACUCUGGCGGCGCUGCUGGCGCUGGCGGCGGCUGCGGCGCGCCGCACCGACCAGGACUUUGAGUUCGACGACGACGCGGAUGGUGGCGCGGCCGAAGUAGGCGUCGGUCACGCGCGCCGACCUCGGCGGUAUGUGUACGACCCCCACAACUCUCUGUGUCGCUCGCUGGUGUGCAAGAAGCGCGAGGUGUGCGUGUUGCGGGACGCCUUCACCGCGCUCUGCGCCACCAAAAAGGAUAUCCUACGCAGAGGAGAUAUAAUAGUAGCAGCAAGUAGUGGUGGCGGAGUGUGGGACCGAGAGCCAGAAGCUCGUGGCGGCGAGUGGGAGCGGGACGGCGACGAUGAUGACGUGUUCUACGACGCCAGCGCACACGACGACGCCGACGCCGACCUCGACGCCGACGACGCCAAGCGCUGCGUGGGGUGCGGCGGGUCGGGCGGGUCGGGCGCGGCGGGCGCGUCGUUCCUGUGCGGCUCGGACAACCGCACGUACUCGUCGCUGUGCCGCCUGGACCUGCACAACUGCGUGCGGCGCGGCGCGCGGCCCGUGCGGCUCGCCUGCCGCGGCUUCUGUCCGUGUCGCCGCCCGCACCGCCGCCCGCGCCCGCACCGCCAGGACUCGCACACCGAUUGGCGGCGCCGAAAAAUGGAAUCCUCCCACAACGAGGUUCUACCAGAGAGACAGUCCCGUCGACGAUUCCCACAAGGCUCUGAAGGUUGCGCAUUGGAUAAGAUGGCGAAUCGACUUCUGGAUUGGUUUUCUGUACUGAUGGAAGAGGCGGGGGCCACGGCACCCUCGGCCGAUGGGUUCCCGAGCGACUGCAAGCCGGAGGUGCGCUGGAUGUUCGCGCACCUCGACACGGACGGCGACGGGCUGCUGUCCGCGGCCAACCUGUACUCGCUGCGGCACGACGAGCGCGAGCGCUGCCUGCGGCCGUUCCUGUCGUCGUGCGGCGGCGGCGGGGGCGCGGGCGGGGGCGCGGGGCUGAGCCGCGCGGCGUGGUGCGGCUGCCUGCGGCGCGCGGCGCGGCCCUGCACGGCGCUGGCGCGCGCGCACCCGGGCGCGGCGGGCGCGGGCGCCUACGUGCCGGCGUGCGACGCGCGCGGCUUCUACCGGCCGCGCCAGUGCCACGCCGCGCUGGCCGUGUGCUGGUGCGUGGACGCGCACGGCCAGGAGCUGCCCGGCUCGCGCACCAAGGGUGCGCCGGAGUGUCCCGGUGAAAAGUCGGAGGAGGGCGCAGAGGGCGCUCCGGCCGAUGACGAGGACGGCGGCGCGGGCAGCGGCGACGCUGAGCUGCGGUUUUAGACUAGCACCGCAACCCGUACGCGUCGCCUCAUAUUAUCGUCAACAAAAAAGCUUCCCGACUCCUAACUUACAUUAGGUUUCCUAUCAUCAAAGUACUAACUUCCUUUGCAUUAUUCAUUUACUGAAGUCUUAAGCAUAUUAGCGUUAGCGACGAGACUAUUACUAUGUCACCUACUAGAAAAGAUAUGGAUACAAGUCACGUGGUCAUCCAUCCACAUAAAUAAUUAUUUUGAAUGGGAAGGUAGAUACCAUAGUAAGUGUGAUUUGUAUAAGUAUCUUACACUAGCAGCUCUCGGGAUUCGAGCUUUUUGGACAUCUAAUAAAGCUACAACGCAAAUAGUUUGUCAAUAUUUGUACAAUCCUGUCUCUGGAGCACCCGUGCACACUUACGAUCCGUCACGGAGGCUUGGACAGAUGUGGUAGAACAUUGAUGUCACACGGUGUAGCUAUGGCGUACCUACAUACUUACUCGAUUCUAAACACCGCGUCAUUAUGUAGAUACUGUUCCUCGGUAUACACUAUAGUUGUAUAGGUACAUACAACUAUAUUAUUGUGGUAUCUUAUUACUAUAUUAUUUAGCAGUUUAGCUGAAUGACAUUUUGAUAUGUACCUAGGUAUUUGUAACUGUAUUAAUUUUAAACAGAACCAAAUGCGGUGUCUGUCUAAUUUCUAUGAUUAACACUGAGAUAGCCCCAAACAGGCGGAAGACCUAAAUAAAUCGAAUAAAUUGAUUUAAUAGUUAAAGUGGCAAUACGAUUUGUACCUAGUUGUAUUAAUUUUAAUUACUUAGAUGAUCUUAUGUGCUUACUUAUGUCUAGUUUCUAGUAGUAAUAUUAUUGUAUUUGCAACUGGGCACGGUAUGGCGACCAAACAUUCGGCCUACGUAAUUAUAUUAGGUCUGUUUCUAUUCAAUUACAAUGUUUAACCGUCCCUCUAAAAUCAUGAAAAAUAUAGGUAUAUUUUCUAUUGCAAUAAUUGCAUUGAUUAUAAUCAUAAGGUUGCACGGGUUUAGGAAACAUAAUCAAGCCCUUUAGAAUACUUACUAGGUACUCAAAGGGGUAACAAAUAUACGGAGCCGAGCCUAAAACACAUGUCACAAGUCAUUAACUUGGUCUACGUAGGUAACAACGUGAUCAACUUGUCGCGGAAAUGGGUUCUACAAUUUUUGAACCUGGAGAACAUUAUCGCUAUACUCAACUUGAUCUCAGGCUGUCUGUUUUCUGUGCUGAACAUAGUACAUUUAAUAAUGUUCAUUAACUUCGUCUUUUUCAUGAAAAAGCCACUUCUAAGCUUUAGCCUUAGUUUUAUUUGUGACCAGGAUAGUCAUGAAGUAACACUCCCAACUUGUAGGUAUUCUCAGGUCUGACAAAAAACAAAAACUAAUAAUCUUGUGUCUAUUGUAUGCUUAUGAAAUAUAGACUAGAUUAAUGGUUUUGUAUUAUAAUAUUAAGCAUGUGUGAAUAAUAUAACAUAUAUACUCCAUAUGUCGAGUUCAUAUUUGGUUAUAAUAGAGUGCCACUCUGUGUCUUGGGUAGUAAAUAUCUACUCAAUACACAUCUAAUAAAAUAAAGCACAGAUCUUGUCUGAGUGAGAUAUACAUUACUUAUAACCCCUUAAUGAUGUACGACAAAUAAGCUUAUGAAUGUUUGAUAUUAAUAGAAUAAGAUAGUGUGGCAAGUUCACAAUAGGUUCUAAUUGUGUUGACAGUAUAUGAGUAGCACACAGUGGCCCAGGCCCUGUGCUGUACAUCUAGUGUGUAAUUUACUUGGAACUUUCUUAUGAAUGUCUGUACCUAAGUACCUUUGAGGAAAAUUUAUAAAACAUUGUUUAAGCCUAAUCACAUUAGUUAGAUAAUUAUUUGCACUUUUUUAAAUUUCAGUCACUGUACUCUAAUAAAUCAAUAAAUCUAAUUAAGUGUUAUUUAUCUUUGAUUCUUACCCUUCAUCUAGAAUAAAAUUGAAAUAAAAACUGAAGUAAGC